AUGGCACAGACCUGGUACCUCUUUUGUAAAGGGCCAUCUGAAGAGACCCUAGUAUUCACCGUGGCUGACGAAAAGCCCAAGGAAGGAGACAAGACUAACAACGAUGAUCAUAUUAAUUUGAAGGUGCCAGGGCCAGAUGGUUUUGUGGGGCAGUUUAAGAUUAAGAGGUCUACACCACCUAGUAAAGUAACGAAAGCCUAUUAUGAACGACAGGAGUUGGAAAUGGAGGCUGAAGAUACAAUUGAUGUGUUCCAGGAGCAAAAAGGAGGUAUCUACUAG
Messenger RNA from Galeopterus variegatus (Sunda flying lemur), 279 nucleotides. Its product is annotated as small ubiquitin-related modifier 2-like. Gene Ontology annotation, molecular function: protein tag activity; ubiquitin-like protein ligase binding. The transcript is spliced from 2 exons. The coding region runs from base 1 to 279 and encodes 92 amino acids. The record is from RefSeq and is a predicted model, not a curated record. Gene Ontology annotation, cellular component: nucleus. Gene Ontology annotation, biological process: protein sumoylation. Lineage: Eukaryota; Metazoa; Chordata; Mammalia; Dermoptera; Cynocephalidae.